AUGCCGAUGGACGCGAAGGAGAUCGAACUCAAGGCCAAGGCUCUGACCAAGGCGGCCACCCAGAACGAGCCCCCCGUCAACAUCGUCGCUUUGCUCAAGGAACUACAACAAGGCGUCCGAGCGACGGAGGAUCUGCUGCGCUCAACGCGCGUCGGUAUCAUCGUCAACAAGUUCAAGCAGCACAAGGCGCCCGAGGUGGCGCGCCUGUCGAGCGAGAUCGUAUCGAAGUGGCGCAACGAGGUCAACAAGCAGAAGGCGGGCGCAUCGCCGGGCCCCAGCCAGCGCUCGAGCAGCUCGCCGCGGCCGACCCCGAACGGCACCGCGGCCCCGACACCCUCGGAUAAGGCCUCGAAGCUGUCCGUGCCGCCGGACAAGCGCACGUGGAAGGCCGACGGGGUGGACGUGAACCAGACCUCCAACCGGAUCCGCGACAGCUGCAUCGGCCUGAUGUACGACGGGCUGUGCUUGAACGCGACGGAGGCGCCGCGGACGGUGCUGGCCAAGGCCUCGAGCGUGGAGGCGGCGGCGUUCAGCGCCUUCGGGCCGGAGACCAAGGAGCAAUACCGCACCAAGAUCCGCAGUCUGUACCAGAACCUGAAGAACAAGUCGAACCCGAUGCUGCGCGUGCGGGUCCUGAGCGGGGAGGUCACGGCGGAGCACUUUGUCAAGAUGACGCACGACGAGCUGCGGUCGGCGGAGCAGCAGGAGCGCGACCGCAAGAUCCAGAAGGAGAACAUGGACAAGGCGAUGGUGGCGCAGGCAGAGCGCAGCAUCAGUACCAGUCUGCAGUGUGGAAAGUGUGGACAGCGCAAGGUGACCUAUACCGAGGCGCAGACGCGCAGUGCCGAUGAACCGAUGACGCUGUUCUGUACUUGUAUGAAUUGUGGAAAAUCAUGGCGGCAGUGA
This is a messenger RNA of Aspergillus aculeatus ATCC 16872, 906 nucleotides long. RefSeq names its product transcription elongation factor DST1. Gene Ontology annotation, molecular function: zinc ion binding; RNA polymerase II transcription regulatory region sequence-specific DNA binding. The transcript has a single exon. The record is from RefSeq and is a predicted model, not a curated record. Gene Ontology annotation, cellular component: nucleus. NCBI's taxonomy places the organism in Eukaryota, Fungi, Ascomycota, Eurotiomycetes, Eurotiales, Aspergillaceae. Bases 1 to 906 code for a protein of 301 amino acids. Gene Ontology annotation, biological process: DNA-templated transcription; transcription elongation by RNA polymerase II; regulation of mRNA 3'-end processing.